AUGGAGUCUUCGCGGCAACAGGCUUUUCAGCGGCUGCGUCCACCUUGCGUCGAACUGAGCUCCGUUGCUCUAAAACUCAAGGCUAAUCAGACAUCUGCCAAGGCUGUGCUUCUCGCUCUGGAACAGGUACACAGUGUUCUGACCUCGCUGGCAGACGAGGAUCUUCUCGAUGAGAAAUUGGCUGAAUACGCCUUCUUUCCACUGACUCACAUUUUCAAUCAAUCCGCCCGAAUAUCAUCCAGAGGCCUUGAGCUAGCUGUCGGAUGCGUGCAAAUCCUUGUAUCAAAAGGAUGGCGAGAAAAACUUCUGCCCGAGAUGGCCAAGCAGCUGCUCAUCCUCAUGGGGCUGCUGGUUUCUCGAGGGCCCAACCAACAGAAUCAACCUCCCACGGACGAGCUGAAAGUUGCGUCCUACGAAUGCAUGGCCGUCCUCAUCCGCCAAAGUGCUUCGCUGGCAUCACCGGUCCUGGAGGACGUUGGCAGCAAGAGCAUUGUAGACCAACUUGUCUAUCAGCUACUUGAAGCGGUAGCAGACGCGUCAUCGGAAGACGUCCAGAUCAGUGCAACCCAUGCUCUUCUUGAACUUCAGCGUGCUGUCAAGAGUCGAACACUACUAGCCAGUCUGCUUCCCCGUACUGUCUCUACAUUGGUCAAGGUCCUUCGACCCAGUACUCAGGCCCGUCGAACGAGAAAGGUCCUUGUCGCCUACUUGGACCUGCUUACUGAGGCUUUAAGAAACGUACUUGCUGACACCGUCGCACCGGACAAAUCUGGGACGAAGGUUCAGACCAUGUCUUCCAAAUCACGCGGCGCCGAUGAUGAAGUUAUAUUGGACAAAUCCUGGUUCGAUGCAACGGCAUCUCAGAUCGACCUGGCUCUAAUCCAGGUCGUCAAGCUGAGGACUCACAACAGCCCUGAUGUUGCUGAGGCUCUCCUCAACCUCUGCCUCACGGUUAUCGAUGACUGUUCGCAGACUCUCGCUCAGUCUGUACCUCUGAUGGUAGAGACCCUUGCAGUCUUGUGCCAAUCGUCCCAUGGGUCGAAAGCAAACUCCGCUCUCAAAUACUUGAUGACCUCGAGGCCGGAGAUAACCGAGAUCGUAGAAGCCAAAUUCUAUGACUGGUCCCAAGCACUUCCCCGAGUGAUGCAAGGUAAUGACGAUAGACCGAAGCAGCAGUUGCUCAAGCAGGUAACGACAUCAUUUAUCGCAUUGACAGACAGUUCAAAUGCUUCCAAUGAGGAGGUGUCGAAAUUUGCCUCGAUUUUAAUUGAUACUGUCGCAGCAGCCAUUGAAUCGGGCUCGAAAAAGUCCAAGCUGGUCAGCGAAGCACCCCAGAUUUCCCCCGGAGAGCUGGUUCAGCAGUCCAGACGCUCGGAGCAUGAGUUUAUGCCGGUUAUACUGAGCCAUCAGAGCCAGCAAUCGUCCACGAAAGAGCUCCAAAGUCUGAUUGCCACACUCAAGACACACCCUUUCAGUCAAAAUAUUACACGCAAUCUUGUUGAUCGUCUGCAUGAUCCUGAUAUCAGCAGGAAAAUAUCGGCUGCAUGGCUCGCUCUCCAGUUCUUGAAAUCUGACAGUAGCAUGUCAUUUGACGUGAUGGAGCUGGUGGACGACAAUGCUUCCACAUCGGAUAUCUCACUUUCCCGUCCCUUUCUCAUAAGCGAUCUUUAUUCAAAUAUUCUUCCGUUCCUGACAGAAUAUCCUGACCUCGAAGGCGAAGGGUUUUCAGACCAGCGGCUGAUUGCACUGUCCCUUGAAAGUUUAGUACUUCAGGCUUCUCAGCUCAGUCAAUCAUACCGUCCUGAACUAGUGGAGACAUUGUUUCCACUGCUGACGCUUCUUGGUUCCAGUGAUGCCUUGCUCCAGCAGCACGCAAUGACGGCCCUGAAUCUAUUGGCUGCAGCAUGUAAAUAUGAUUCCGCCUCUCAUAUGCUGAUUGAGAAUGUGGACUAUCUAAUCAAUGCUGUUGCGUUGCGGCUCGACGCCUUUGAUGUGUCGCCAACAAGCCUGCAGGUCAUCGGGAUGAUGAUUCGUCUUUGUGGUGGCAGGCUCCUCCUGCACCUUGAUGACCUUAUCGGGAGCGUCUUUAGCGCCCUGGACACCUUCCAUGGAUAUCCAAAUCUGGUCGAACAACUAUUCGACGUUCUCAAAAUGGUAGUGACGGAAAGUUCCAAGAAACCUGCCAUUCUUGCUAUUCAGUCCGGGAAAGCAGCUGGAAGCCACCGAAACGUGCCGAACCAUGUAUCUCGACUGCAAGAUAUCCUCGACGACUUGAAAAGCAGGAAACGAAGACAGCGCCAGACUGACGAGGAGCAUGAAGAGAUUGCUGGUGCUCCCCACCGGCCGUGGACAGCUGCCGAAGACAGCGAACAGAAUGAGGAUCAAAGAAGCAUUUCUGACGUGGACGGAGACGGGGAGGAUAAUCAGCCUCUUGACCAAGUGGCGGAUCGGCAGGAGCCCAAAAUAUCCAAGUCCCAUCAGCUUCUGCUCAACAUUGCACAGUCCACGGCCCCACACCUGUCCUCCCCUUCACCGAAAGUGCGCACUACCUUGUUGGAGCUGCUGCAAGAGAUAUGUCCACUGCUUGUGGGACAUGAGAAUACCUUUUUACCCCUGGUGAAUUCCGUCUGGCCGGCAGUGGUGGCUAGGCUUCUGUCCGGGAAUGAUCCACCUGGGACGAAUGCGCCGUACGUUGUUAGGGCCGCCGCCCUCACGGUAGCAGAAAUCUGCCGUGCCGCAGGCGAUUUCGUAUCCAGCCGUAUCGAGGCGCUCUUCGAUGAGCUUGAGAUCCUAUUCGAGAAAACAUAUUCGACCGUCUUCAGGUCAGCAAAGUCGCAGAAAUCGGGCGCGAUGUCGAACAUGAAACAAUCAGAAUUGGUUAUCUCUCCUAGCAGCUCAAUGCAGUUGAAAAACAAGUCUAGUUCGUCCCCCGAUCAGUCUUCUCUGGCUUCGUACGGCGGCACUGCCAGAUCGUCAGAUGGACAACUUCUGGAUGCACUUGUCACGUUGUUGAUCACAAUUCUUCAGCAUGUUCGAAUCUCUGAAGACAGCGUGGAUAGAGUCUUCAUGCUUCUUACCCCACUUAUGCACUCGGAGCGAGUACGGCAGGCUUUACGGAGUUAUAAUGAGGAUGCUGUAUGGCUCAUCGAAGACUAUCAGACUUCGGGUCCGAAUCAGCUGAGACUCCCCGUUUCCUGA
Molecule: messenger RNA, 3198 nt
Organism: Fonsecaea erecta
Lineage: Eukaryota; Fungi; Ascomycota; Eurotiomycetes; Chaetothyriales; Herpotrichiellaceae
Exons: 2
Coding region: 1-3198 (1065 amino acids)
Biological process (GO): chromatin remodeling
Cellular component (GO): cytoplasm
Source: RefSeq, a predicted model, not a curated record